UCGGUACGCUCCGUAGCACGCAGUUCCACAACGUGCAAGCAGCGAAGUGAGAAUUGUGUCUGUGUGAAUAGCUCAAACUGCCUCUCGUUGCGACUCGUUGAACAGACAAUGGCAGAAAGUCAAGAAGAGAUGUCUCCACUGGAGGUGAAAGUGGCACGACAAGUAGAGUACUACUUUGGGGAUCACAAUCUUCCAAGAGACCGGUUUCUGAAAGAGCAGCUGCAGCUCGAUGAUGGCUGGGUGGCUCUGGAGACGAUGCUUAAAUUCAACAGAUUGAAGUCUUUAACCACAGACAGCAGCGUCGUUAUUGCAGCUCUGCAGAAGUCCAAGACUGGUCUCUUGGAAAUCAGCGAAGACAUGACGAAGAUCAGGAGGUCCCUGAACAAGCCCUUACCCGAACUGAACGAUGAAUAUAAAGACACACUUAAACAAAAAUCUGUGUACAUUAAAGGUUUUCCUCUUGAAACGACCCUUGAUGAGAUUCUGGAGUGGCUGAAUGGGAAAGGCCCCGUAGAAAACAUUCAGAUGAGGAGAAACCUCCAAAGGCGGUUUAAAGGAUCUGUGUUUAUCUGUUUUGACACUGAAGAGUCGGCUAAGCAGUUCCUGGAACGCUCGGACAUAAAAUCAUUCAAAGACAAUGAGAUGCUUGUGUUAUCAAGAGAAGCCUACCAUGCAAAGAAAGCAGAAGAGAGGAAACAGUUUAAAGCAGAGACAAAAGCAAAAGCUAAGCAGGAGAAGGAACAUCAGCAAAAACACGCAGAAGAAAAAGAAAUGGAUCUGCUUUUGGAUGAACACUCAGGGCGUUUACUGAAGUUUUCAGGAGAGCUUGAAGAUGUUUCAAGAGAGGACUUUCAUAUAUUGUUCUCUGGGCAUGGAAGGAUAAAGUGGGUUGACUUCACAAGAGGGGCAAAAGAGGGCACCCUUCUGUUUGAUGGGAAAGCACAGGAAGCGUUUGAUAAAGCCAAAGCAGCACACGGAGAGGACCUGAAAAUCAAGGACAACAGUGUCACAUGGCAGUUGGUUGAAGGAGAUGAGGAGAAGGAAAUAAUGAAGAAGAUAAUCGAAGCUCAACAAGAAUCAUUCAACAAAUCCAGAGGCAGAGGUGGAAGAGGAAAAAGAGGCCGAAGGGGAAGAGGUGGCAGAGAUCAAGGCAGAACUCAGUACCAAGGCAAAAAGACAAAGUUUGAUAGUGAUGAUGAGCAGGAGGAGGCACUUGCAGCUGCACCUGCAAAGAGAGAACUGGAAGAUGCUGCUGAUAGUCCUGCAGCAAAAGUUGCCAAAACUGAAAAUGGAUCUUAAGUUAUGACUUCAACUCAGAAUUUUUCUUUAGUAAAAACAUUUAUUUUAAAUGGCGGGGGAAAAAAAAGGAAAGGAAACCGGAGACAACUUGAGUCCAUUCCAGUGAAAGCUUCAGACUUUGGAGAAUCGUAGGAAGUCCACCUGGAUGUCAACCUGGAGAAAUAUGUUCAAAGCUUGGAAUUAGUUUGCAGCCUUUUAUGUCCCUGAAUACUGUGCCUCUCAUUAAUCGUGUACCUAUGUUUCUCUUUUGAGGAUGCUUUGGUUUUAUCACAUUCAACAUAAACCUGCUUGUAAUUUCACCGAGAUUUUAGUUUAUUUUGUAAGACCUCUGUGGCAUCUUAAUCAUGUGGUGUUAGUCUUCCUACAUUAACUGAUGACAGUAUCUUCGUUGCUAAUUUUUUUUUAAGUUUGCAUAUGUGGACUGCAAAUAAAUCAUUUACCAAAAAAAGGC
Archocentrus centrarchus (flier cichlid) is the source of this 1750-nucleotide messenger RNA. It is a transcript of the gene ssb, whose product is annotated as small RNA binding exonuclease protection factor La. Gene Ontology annotation, biological process: tRNA processing; positive regulation of translation. Gene Ontology annotation, cellular component: cytoplasmic stress granule; cytosol; nucleus. The record is from RefSeq and is a predicted model, not a curated record. Bases 109 to 1299 code for a protein of 396 amino acids. The transcript has 12 exons. Gene Ontology annotation, molecular function: mRNA binding. NCBI's taxonomy places the organism in Eukaryota, Metazoa, Chordata, Actinopteri, Cichliformes, Cichlidae.